Molecule: messenger RNA, 895 nt
Organism: Lolium rigidum
Lineage: Eukaryota; Viridiplantae; Streptophyta; Magnoliopsida; Poales; Poaceae
Product: LRR receptor-like serine/threonine-protein kinase FLS2
Exons: 1
Coding region: 274-828 (184 amino acids)
Molecular function (GO): protein binding
Source: RefSeq, a predicted model, not a curated record
CUGCUCGAGACCGGUCUCCAAGGCACGCUCACGCCGUUCCUCGCCAACAUCUCCACGCUCCAGGUCCUCGACCUCACCUCCAACGCCUUCGCCGGCCCCAUCCCGCCGCAGCUCGGCCGGCUCGGCGAGCUCGAGGGGCUCAUCCUCACCGUGAACGGCUUCACCGGCGGCAUCCCGCCGGAGCUCCGCGACCUGGGCAGCCUGCAGCUGCUGGACCUCUCCAACAACUCCCUCAGCGGCGAAAUCCCCAGCCGCCUCUGCAACUGCUCCGCGAUGUGGGCGCUCGGCCUCGAGUUCAACAACCUCACCGGCGAAAUCCCCUCCUGCAUCGGCGACCUCUCCAACCUCGAGAUAUUCCAGACGUACGUGAACAAUCUCCACGGCGAGCUGCCGCCGUCGUUCGCGAAGCUCACGAAACUCAAGACACUGGACCUCAGCGCCAAUAACUUGUCCGGCCCGCUUCCGCCGGAGAUUGGCGAAUUCUCGCACCUCUGGAUCGUCCAGCUGUUCCAGAACAGCUUCUCCGGCGAAAUACCGCCGGGGCUCGGCCGGUGCAAGAACCUGACGCUGCUCAACAUAUACAGCAACAGGUUCACCGGCGCGAUCCCUCGCGAGCUCGGCGAGCUGGAGAACCUGAAGGCGCUGCGUCUGUACGACAACGAGCUAUCAUCGGCGAUCCCGAGCUCACUCGGGCGGUGCAAGUCUCUGGUGACGCUCCAGCUCUCGCGAAACAAAUUGACCGGAUCGAUCCCGCCGGAGCUCGGUGAGCUCCGAUCGCUCCAGUCACUGUCGCUCCAUGCCAACCGGCUCACCGGAACGAUUCCAUAAGUCUCGUAUGUAUUGUGAUACAUGGAAUAGCAAGGCCCCAACAAGAUGCGAUGCGCCAAGCACGACA